Oryzias melastigma (Indian medaka) is the source of this 2190-nucleotide messenger RNA. RefSeq lists its product as uncharacterized. The record is from RefSeq and is a predicted model, not a curated record. Lineage: Eukaryota; Metazoa; Chordata; Actinopteri; Beloniformes; Adrianichthyidae. The coding region runs from base 315 to 1331 and encodes 338 amino acids. The transcript is spliced from 2 exons.
GCUGCAUCUCUAUUUGAAACGUCAACAGAAACGUCGAGAGAUAAACGUGCUGACGUCACAGCAGAUAAGACGAGAAUCAAAGAUGACGAUCGAUGAUGAUCUUUGCCACGUUGGGUGACGUAAUCACUUACGAGAAGACAUAGGGGGAAACCAUUGAUGACGAGUUACCUCAUAACAAUUACGUGUGGUGACACCAAAAAAAUGUUCAGAAAAAGCUUUAAGCUGAAACGAUUUUAGCAGAAACAAGAAACCGGACGACCGGGACACAGAAAGACAAACGGGACGGGAAAAAGCGCGCGAGCGAGUGAAACAAAAUGAGCAGCUCGGAAUAUUCCUACGACGGCGAAAGCCUCCCCCCUUCGCGGGAAACCUCCUACAUCGUCGCGAAACUGACGGCGGAAGAUAUUUUCAACGUUGUCUUCGGGAUCUUCAACCUGAACACAGCAAGAAAAAUGUCCAGGCUGAGGGAGGAGCUGACCUGCGAAACCGUUGACGCGGUGAUUGACAGCUUCAGGGAGGAGCUCUCUCCGAAGAAAAAGCCCUUACCUUUCUCACGGAAGCGUAUGGGCUCCGUGGAUGAGGAGACGGGAUCCUCCUCCCCCUCUGCCCCGAAAAAGCGUUUCAGCAGGCAGACAAAGACAGGGUGGGAUGUCAGCGAAUCAAAAGCAGCCGUUGAAAGACUUUAUGAAAGAAUAAAAAGGUCUACAUCAAUGGACACGGGGAAAUCCCCACAACCUGCUACAAAAGUAAAAAAGGCUCGGUCUCCAAAGUCUCAAAGGACAAAGGCCAAAAGCCAACAGGCACAGAAGGAAGAUGGAGUUGUAGAACCAAAAUCUACAAAACAGACAUCUUGCCUUUCAUGCGUGCCAUUUAAAGUUGGAGCUCAAAACAUCAAAAAACGGGUCCAACAAAUAACUUCUGCAGAUAAGGACACAAAAACCCAAGUCCAGGAUCCAGAGACAAUCCUGCACGGGGAAAACAUCGAACCUGCAGGAGAAGCAAAGUCUCGGUCUCACAGGAAAAAGGCCAAAAGCCAAACGGCACAACUGGAAGAAACAGUUGUAGAACCAAAAUCUACAAAACUGACAUCUUGCCUUCCAGAUGUGCAUUUUGAGACUGAGAAAAUAAAAACAUGUGUUGCAAACAUGAAAGUUGGAGCUGCAAACAUCAAAAAACGGGUCCAACAAAGAAUGUCUGCAGACAAAACCCAAGUGCAGGACCCAGAGACAAUCCUGCACGAGGAAAACAUCGAACCUGCAGCAGAAGCAAAGAAGUCUAGCCUUCAGAAAGUGAAAGUGGUUCUCAAGGUCAUGACAGCGGACUAUCACUAAGAGCCCUGAGCCGUUUCAUGUGGAAAAACUAGACCAGCCCAACAACCGGGACCAGCAGAACCAGCAAGACCAGCAGACGAAGCUCCACAGAUGCAUGUGUACUGAUCCAGGCAACAGCUGGAGCAUCAGACACAGUAGUAGAGGAGCCCAGGUGAGGGCAGUUUUCUCUCUUUACUCUCAAGAAAAAAACGUCUAAUGCCGAGAUUCAGUGUGCCCAAAGAGUUGUGGAAAGUUGCUCACUUUCUCAUAGUUGGUAUGACUACUACAUAUUUUAUUGAACAUCCCUUACCACAACAUACAGACACACACACAAGCUACACAAGGAUGGUGGGGCCAGUGAUCCUCUCUCCCCUAUCUCAUCCGUUGUAGGGGUACCAAGGCCCUCAAUGGUGGUUGCUGUGUCCCUUGGGUGUUGAGCAACAGUCCUCUCGUCACACAGAGAGAGGGAUCCCUGAGUUAUCUGGCGAGGCCAAAGGGGGUCGGAGGAUGCUCAGGGUUCCCAGGUGGUUGUGGGAUGCUCGCUGGAGCUUCGGAGGGGCUCUCUGGUGAGUGAGGCCUUGUGCUGGCCCCCCUGGAGCAACAGGAGGGAUAUUCUCCGGCUGGGCUGCAGUUCACACUCCCCAUGCCCCUGUGCCAACUGCUCUCUAGUGCUGAGGGCCCCUGUGGUGGCCCUUCUGGCCCAGGUCUGGAUGGUUGACCUUGGGUUGCCCGGUGGCUGGAUUCCCUUGAUCUGCUAUCCUGCGCAGGUGUCUGGACGGCCCUGGCCCCACUGCUAUCUCACCUUUGGCAGGUGGCUUGCUGUUGGGGGACCAGACACAUUCCCUCUUUUUCCUCUUAGAAAUUUACUUUCUCCUGGUGC